AUGGCGAAAGAAACCAAGCAAACGACGUUUGUGAUUAUUGAAGAACAAGAACAGCAAGACAAGCCAACGCAAAGCGAGACGACUUCUGAUACUACGAGUACUGGGACUACCCAUGGCAGUGCAUAUUGGGACAUUCCUCAUAGUCCCGUCACUAACAGUCCUCCUUUGGCAGAUUCCACCACCGGUACCCAUGACAACGCGAAUCCUUAUUGGGAAAUUCCAUUUCCAAUGGAUCAACAAGAAGAACAAGAGAUUGCUUCAGAUAUCUCUGCUACCGGUACUAGUAAUAGUACAGACCCCGCGGGAGAAGGUAUUUUGCAUUCGAUUCGUCAGUACGAUCAACUCCGUCAAGACUUCCCCAAUGACUUUAUCCCCCCAGAAGACGACAAUUCCAACGUAGAACUCUUUGAAAUACCACUCCUACCAGACGACAAUACAGACGAGAUUGCCUUUUGUCAUCUCACGGCCAUCAUUCCGUUUACCACUGGAGACCAAAAACCGUUCCACAUUGCCCUCGAAGAUGCCGCUGUCAUUGCACUUGCCAUUCAAGAUUUGAAUUCCGGCAAUGGCAUUCUCGUCCCUGAGAUACAGGGUCUCAAUGAGCGUUGCAAUGUCCGAUUCACCACAGAAUGGUUAGAUACGGAAUUUCAAGGCGGCGUUGCCUUGGGACACGUCGUGGAGCAAGCCAACAAACAAACACAACCACCCUGUGCCUUUUUGGGAGCCUACAGAUCUGCCGUUUCCAUGCCCAUGGCGAUCGCCACGGGAUUGUUUCAAGUGCCACAAAUCAGUGCGGCCAGUACCAGUGCCAGUCUCGACGAUGCCUCCCAGUAUCCUCUCUUUGGAAGAACCAUUCCCAGUGAUACCGGAAACGCCAUUCCUACCAUCAUUUACAUGCACACUGUGUUGGGUUUGCAACAUGUGGCCAUCAUUAACGUCAACGAUGCUUUCGGGAAUGCCUACGUGGAAGGAAUGCGCCAUGCCGCAGCCAUUCAUGCCCCGCAGCUCAAAAUUCAUCAAGUUCCACUCGACGAAGGACAAGCCGCCAUUUCAGCUGCCGUCGCUUCGGUCAAAGCCAUAGAAUACCAAUACAUUUUUAUGAUUGUCUUUACGGCGGAAACACAUGAUGCCAUUAUGACCGAGGCAUACCAAACAGGCGUCGCCGGAGAUGGACAGCACGUUUGGAUCUAUGCAGAUUCCUUUUUGGGUGUCCUCGAUGGACGCACAUUCGUCAAAGAUGGACCACUCCACAAGAGUUAUAGGGGAUCGGGAAUGGUGGAAAUCGCGGGAGGCUUCCCGGGGAUGCCCAAAUAUGAUAGCUUUGUCCAACAUGUGACCGAAAUGGACAAUCUGGCCGAUUUGCAAACCAUCGGAGCACUCUUUCCCCAACAUGACGAUUGGCCCAUGUACGAUGCCCACACGUAUGUCACGGGCCAGCACGAAUCAUAUCUCAAGGAUGUCACCAGCAUAUUUGCACCCUUCACGUACGAAGCUGUGGUGGGAUUGGGCUUGGCCGCCUGUCAAGCAGUAGAACAAACUGGGACGUUGGCAUUCACCGGACAGCAACAUUUUGAUGCCUUCAAGAAUCUAAGCUUUACUGGAAUCUCAGGACCCGUUGUGUUUGAUCCCGACACGGGAACACGAGAUCCAGCAUCAGCUCUCUACAAGGUGAACAAUUAUCAAGAACAAUUCGAGACCGAUCCCGAGACGGGAGAAGAAGUGGUGCGAUUUUUACCCGUCAACACACACUUGUUUCAAGGUGGGGUGUGGGAACAACGGGCAGAAUACUUGUUCAAUGAUGGGACAUCCAACAUCCCGCCCGAGUUGCCACCGCCGCCGAAACUCGAAACGGGGGGAACCAGCAUAGCGUUGGUAGUCGUGGUUCCAUUGGUGGUCUUGGCCGUGUUGGGCGUCGUCGUCUUUUUGUUUUAUGAAAACAAACGCAAAAACAAUGAUUCCGUCUGGGAGGUUGAUAAGAAGGACAUCAUAUUUGACGAUCCUCCCCAAAUUAUUGGAAGAGGGACGUUUGGGUUGGUGUUGUUGGGGGAGUACCGAGGGACUGCUGUGGCAGUGAAACGUGUCAUCCCACCUCAAUCCAAGGAGGAAUUUACAGGAGGCAGUGAAAGUACACAUGGCCCGGGUAUGCGGUCGAUUAAGGGAUCCAAAGCAGGUGUGGGAAUGGUGUCUGGGGUCAACAGCAACAGGACCAGAAUGUCGUCGUGGUCCGGAAUGUCCAUGUUGGGUAGCAGGAUGCCAGCAAAUGGAAAAGCUCGCAAGGGUUCCUUUGGGUUCCAGCAAAGCGAGGCUGCUCAAUGGAAACAGAUGAAGGCAGAGUUCAUGGAGGAAAUGAGGUACCUGUCAAAGCUGAGGCACCCAUGCAUUACCACUGUCAUGGGCGCAGUCACAAAGGGAGAACCAAUGCUCGUUAUGGAGUACAUGGAUCACGGAUCACUGUAUGACCUACUGCACAACGAAACACUAGCGCUUGAGGGCGAGCUGCUCAUGCCACUUCUACGGGAUAUCACUCAGGGAAUGAGGUUUCUUCACGCCUCUAACCCGCCGGUGAUACACGGUGAUUUGAAGGCUGCCAAUAUCCUCGUGGAUAGCCGUUACAGGGGCAAGGUUGCAGAUUUCGGUCUCAGUCAGAAGGAAAAUAUGGGUGGAACCGGGACGCCUUUUUGGAUGGCCCCAGAAUUGUUGAGGGGGGAGAGUGCCAACACAGUUGCAUCUGAUGUCUACAGUUUUGGGAUAUUACUUUAUGAAGUCUUCUCUCGGCGUGAUCCCUAUGAUGGGGAAGACGCCCAGCAAGUGUUGAAAUUGGUUGCAGACAAAGCUGUUAGAAAGAGGCCGCCAGCUCCUCUGCACAUGCCAGAAUCAAUCAAGGGGCUAAUGAAGGAUUGUCUUGAUGAUGCCCCAGAGAAGCGCCCCACUUGCGAAGAAGUGGACACGCGCUUGAAACGCCUCGAUGCCGAGACAUUGGACGGGGACCAAACCAACAAGAAAGCGGCACAAGUAAGCUUGUUUGACAUCUUUCCGAGGCACAUAGCUGAGGCUUUGCGUGACGGGCGCACGGUCGAAGCAGAGCACAAAGACUCUGUAACGAUAUUCUUCAGUGAUAUCGUAGGGUUUACUAACAUUUCCUCUGAGCUUGAGCCGAGGAAGGUGGCCAGAAUGCUAGACCGAUUGUACACCAAGUUCGAUGCUUUGUCUCAGCAGCAUGACAUUUUCAAGGUGGAGACAAUCGGGGAUGCAUACAUGGCAGUUACUAACCUGGUCAAGGACCAAGAUGAGGAUCAUUGUAAGCGUAUCGCCGACUUUGCGAUAGAAGCCAUUGAAGCAGCAAACGACACCUUGAUCGACGAAGACGAUGAAGAGAAGGGCUGUGUGAACAUUAGAGUUGGUUUCCAUUCUGGACCUGUGGUGGCUGACGUCGUGGGGACUCGCAAUCCAAGAUACUGCCUGUUCGGGGACACUGUCAACACUGCAUCCCGCAUGGAGUCCAACUCCGAGGAGAACCGCAUUCAUUGCUCGCGCGCAGCUGCAAAGCUUCUUCAAACACAGUAUAAAGAUUUAUCGAUGAAAUCUAGAGGCAAAGUGAAGAUCAAGGGAAAGGGAGAAAUGCAUACCUAUUGGGUGAAUGAAGGCGUUAGAGGCAAGCGCCUGACGAUGUCUGUAAAGGAAUCAACAAAGUCGGGUUACUUUCCGAUAUUGUCGGAUCGCGGCAUGACUGCUCUGGCUGAAACAUCGGGCGAACUUAGUUCGGCACUGGGCCCGCUGCUCCAGGAACAUGCUCCUGGCAACAACUCGCUGGAGCUGGAGCCAACACUUUUUGGAGCAGCCGGAGAAGAAGUUUGA
Molecule: messenger RNA, 3855 nt
Organism: Seminavis robusta
Lineage: Eukaryota; Bacillariophyta; Bacillariophyceae; Naviculales; Naviculaceae
Source: the annotation of a GenBank genome assembly